This is a messenger RNA of Hypomesus transpacificus, 1452 nucleotides long. RefSeq names its product glycosylated lysosomal membrane protein. The coding region runs from base 29 to 1273 and encodes 414 amino acids. Gene Ontology annotation, cellular component: lysosome. The record is from RefSeq and is a predicted model, not a curated record. NCBI's taxonomy places the organism in Eukaryota, Metazoa, Chordata, Actinopteri, Osmeriformes, Osmeridae. The transcript is spliced from 6 exons.
UACCUUCAACUUCCCAGACAAAACAAAUAUGGCUUCGGUUACGACAGCAUACACUUUUAUGCAUUGUGUGUUGUUUUUGCUUUUAACAGUUCGUUUUUCCUCGUGUUUUAUGAACUGGGGUGAUGGCUACCGACGGAAGGUGUCUCUGGAGUUGAACCCAGGUCUCGGUCCCUCGCUCACUCCGCCCCCUGGUGUUGGCCUGGUGCACGCGCGGGCCGAGGGUGUCAACGACACGCUGCACUACCUCUUCUGCAGCCAGGGAGCGCCGGCCUUGCUUCUGGUGCACACCAACUCUUCGUCCUCCACUCUGGAGGUGGACUGGCGUGCCUUCCUGGCUCGCAAUACCUCCGGCAGCCUGAGGGUGGAGCCACAGAACAGCAUCCUCUACAGUAACGCUGUCGUCUUUACCAGGCUAUGGGAGUACGACGAUGUGAACGACACAGCGGACCCCUCCAAAGUGCCCCCCUCCAGCUUCCUGGCCCCCUACGAGCUGCAGACGUUCACCUGGGCUGACCUCAACGCCACGCUGGACCCUGUUUCCCACACUGCACUGCUGUGCGGAGGCGACGGCGGGGACAGCUUCUCCAAUGGCUCCCUCUGUCUGAAGUUCUCAGCCUUCGAGGCGGCGGGGCGUGAGCAGGGUUGGCCCAGCCUCCUACACAACGCAAACUCCUCCCAGAUCAGUGUGCGGCUCGACGGGGUCAAGCCACGAUCCAAUGGGUCCAGGUUUUCCCUGGAGCUGCAGUCGGUGGGCGGAGCCUAUCCCAUGAGCAGAGUGGACGUGCUUCGCUCCAUCGAUGACGAGUACACCCCGUCUAUAUUCAAGGUGUCUCAGUGGGUGUCGUCUCCCCCCAACUCCUCGUCCUCUGGGCUAGGCUACGCCCAGUGGAAGCCCGUAGCCUAUCGGAAAGCUAAGCCCGUAUUUGAGGACGCCACCCCUUGCCACCACUCCCUCCCAGAUCCCCUGGCCCGGCUCCCACCCUCUGGCCUGGUCCUGGCCUUCUACACGGAGGGCUCCCACUCCCCCACCACCGGCCUCAACAUCUCCUUCAGUAUUACUGGAGACCCCUACUAUAACACCACCAACUACCUCAGCUGGACCGUUCUGGUGGGUCUGGGUUCUGCUCCCAUGGAUUCCUUCUCUACUUUGGUUCUGACCAUCAUGGCGGUGGGCUUGGGUAGUCCUCUGCUGAUUAUCCUGCUGGGCGGAGUCUGGGUCUGCGUACGCGGGAAAGCCACACCCACGCCUGCGGCCUAUGAACCAAUCAACUGAGGCCAAACGGCAGAAUGGAUUUACAUUGCCCCGCCUUCGACCGUUGGCAGACCACUGAGAAGAGGCUCUCUGGUUUCAGGCAGAUGUCGCUAAGACUGAACCUUUUUUUCUAAAUUGCACUGAUGGACAUGCAGAAUCAACGACUUAGGUGGAGCAUUAGACGGAUGCACUUCCCAGAA